AUGGGUCGCUUGCAAGGUAAGGUAGCGAUCAUCACAGGGGCAGGUUCUGGGUUUGGGGAAGCUAUUGCACAUGGCUUCGUCGUCGAGGGAGCCCGUGUCAUUGUUGCAGAUAUCGAUGUCCUGAAUGGGCAGCGAGUUGUUCAAGACAUUUCUUCCAAAGACUACUCUAGUGGUGGCUCCGCAGAGUUUCUAGAGACCAAUGUGACGAAAAGAAGUGAAUGGGAGAAGGUCUUGGACGUGGCGAAAGCAUCCUUUGGCAAAUGUGAUAUUGUUGUCAAUAAUGCAGGAACAACAUACAAGAAGCAGCCUAGUGCGGAAGUGUCCGAGGCAGAUUUUGACAAGGUCGUGACUGUCAAUAUAAAAAGCAUUUACCUCAGUGCUUCAGUUUUGAUGCCUUACUUUGUGAAACAGAAGUCGGGGGUUUUUCUUAGCACCUCAUCUGUGGGUGGCAUGCGAGCCAGACCUGGACAAGUACUGUAUGCCGGCACUAAAGGCUUUCUUAACACGGUCACGCAAGGAUUGGCCGCGGAAUACGGACCCUUUGGCGUGCGUGUUAAUUCGAUUUGUCCCUUGUUAGCGGCCACAAGUUUGAUGGAGUUAUUCACUGGUGUUCCGGAUACGCCUGAAGGAAGAGCAGAAUUUGCUCAGAGCGUCCCUUUGAGACGCAUGGCUCUGCCGAGCGAUAUCGCGAAUGCAGCCGUAUAUCUCGCAAGUGAUGAGGCCUCAUUUGUUAGCGGAGUCAAUUUCCCAGUGGAUGGGGGACGUCUAGCUGCGUAA
Talaromyces proteolyticus is the source of this 777-nucleotide messenger RNA. Its product is annotated as putative alcohol dehydrogenase. Gene Ontology annotation, molecular function: oxidoreductase activity. The record is from RefSeq and is a predicted model, not a curated record. Bases 1 to 777 code for a protein of 258 amino acids. The transcript is spliced from 3 exons. Lineage: Eukaryota; Fungi; Ascomycota; Eurotiomycetes; Eurotiales; Trichocomaceae.